This is a messenger RNA of Penicillium coprophilum, 1569 nucleotides long. RefSeq names its product putative GABA permease. The record is from RefSeq and is a predicted model, not a curated record. The transcript is spliced from 7 exons. Gene Ontology annotation, biological process: transmembrane transport. The coding region runs from base 1 to 1569 and encodes 522 amino acids. Gene Ontology annotation, molecular function: transmembrane transporter activity. Gene Ontology annotation, cellular component: membrane. NCBI's taxonomy places the organism in Eukaryota, Fungi, Ascomycota, Eurotiomycetes, Eurotiales, Aspergillaceae.
AUGGACGAUACAAUGGAGAAAGUGACAUCCAAGACGGGCAAGAGGCGUCAGUCGACAGCGACUCUUAGUUCAAUGCCCCAGGCUGGAGAUAGUGAGCUGUUAGCGACCCUCGGGUACAAGCAGGAAUUGCGGCGCCAUUAUUCGACACUUCAGAUAUUUGCUGUCGCGUUUAGUAUUAUGGGGCUUUUACCUUCCAUUGCGACGACGUUGGCAUUUUCAAUGCCUGCUGGUCCUGUGGGAAUGGUUUGGGCCGAUCUGGCAUCCGCAAUGCCCACAGCAGGUGGGCUCUACUUCUGGACGCAUUACUUCGCAUCCGAGAAGUGGAAGAACCCGCUCAGUUUCCUCGUCGGAUAUAGCAAUACCCUCGGCUUGAUUGGAGGCAUCUGCUCCAUUGAUUAUGGUUUUGCCAACAUGCUCCUAUCAGUCAUCUCCCUCGCCCGCGAUGGAAAUUGGUCCGCAACACGACCUAUCAUCUACGGCACAUACGUAGCAACAGUUGUCUCGCACGGCUUCAUCGCAAUCUUCUUCGCCCGCAUCAUGCCAAAAAUCCAAUCCGCCUGUAUCUUCCUCAACAUCGCCCUCGUGCUAGCAACAGUCAUCGCCUUACCCAUCGGAAAAUCAAAUAACAGCCCCCCAGUCAACCCAGGCUCGUAUGUCUUCGGCGAAAUCCAGAACUCCACUGCAUGGCCAACCGGCUGGGCAUUCAUUAUGGCGUGGCUCUCGCCAAUCUGGACGAUUGGCGCGUUCGAUUCUUGCGUACAUAUGAGCGAGGAAGCGACGCAUGCUGCGCGUGCUGUGCCGUUGGGGAUCAUCUCUUCUGCUGGAUUGUGUGGUCUCCUCGGGUUUGUUUCGUUGGCGGUUAUUGCAGCUUCAAUGGAUAGGAAUAUUGAGGGGAUCCUGGGCUCCAAGUUCGGUCAGCCUAUGACACAGAUCUACUACGAUGCCCUCGGUAAAAGCGGUGCCCUCGGUUUCAUGUCUGUGGUAAUGAUCGUGCAAUUCUUUAUGGGACUGAGCAUUGUCCUAGCCGCCUCCCGCCAAAGUUGGGCUUUCUCUCGUGACAACGCCCUACCGCUAUCCUCCUUCUUCUGCAAAGUAAGCCAGCGCAAAUUCAUGCGCUACCAGCCCGUCCGCAUGGUGUGUGGUGUGGUCGUCGCAUCGGCACUCAUCGGUCUCCUCUGUCUAAUCGACGAAGCCGCCGCCAACGCCCUCUUUUCGCUCGCCGUAGCCGGAAACGAUCUUGCAUGGUUAACGCCCAUCCUGGCGCGUCUGGUCUGGGGCGGUGAUCGCUUCAUCCCCGGUGAAUUCUAUACCGGCAAGUAUCUCAGUAAGCCUAUUGGCUGGGUGGCGGUCAUCUAUAUGAUGUUCGUUAUUGUUCUUAGUAUGAUUCCUUCCGAGGGGCCGAAUCCGUCGGCGCAAACUAUGAACUAUACGAUUGUCAUUAAUGGGAGUCUAUGGGUUGGGGCGUUGAUUUAUUAUUAUGUUCAUGCGAGGAAGACGUUCAAAGGGCCUAUGACUAAUAUUAGUCCCGAGGAUGAGGGAAUGGCUUUGGAGAAGGAUUCUAAGAGAUAG